UUCUACAGCUCUCAAAAAAGAAGAGAAUCGUACAUGUAAGUGUUUACAAUCAGCUCAGCUACACUUUCUAUAAUGGCAUUAUCUUUUCAAAACAUCAGCAACUUUAGCCUUGAAAUGGAGAAGCAGCAAGACCUGGAGAGAAACGAGAGCCUUGCCAACAUUGAAGUCGCCCUUCUGUGCGUAAUAUUCCUGUGCGCUUUGGGCUUAAAUUCGGGGAUCCUCGUUAUCCUCUGGAAGAGACGAAAGCAGGUUUCCAGAAUGCGCGUUUUUGUGCUCCACCUUUGCUUGGCAGAUCUCGUGGUGGCUUUUUUUCAAGUUUUCCCACAACUUUUUUGGGACAUAACGGACAGAUUCGUUGGCCCCGACGUGGUUUGCAGGCUGGUAAAGUAUUUGCAGAUUGUAGGCAUGUUUGCUUCGACAUACAUGAUUGUGGUGAUGACCCUGGACCGCUACCAGGCGAUAUGUAAACCCAUGGUGACUUUCCAAAGAAAGAGAGCUCGCUGGAACGUCCCGGUUUGCGUGGCUUGGGGCAUCUCUUUGGUCGGAAGCCUCCCUCAGAUGUUCAUAUUUUCCAAGGUUGAAGUUUCACCGGGAGUGUUUGACUGUUGGGCUCAGUUUAUAGAGCCGUGGGGACUGAAAGCGUAUGUGACGUGGAUAACACUGGUGAUUUUCAUUUGUCCGAUCCUUACCGUGAUAGUCUGCCAGGUGCGAAUCUGUCGAGCUAUCCAGAUAAACCUGUACACCAAGACGCAUCAGCACAAAGAGAACGCUGCUAAGAUACCCCUUCCUUCAAGGGCUAGCAGCAUCACAGGAGUGUCUAAAGCUAGAACCAAGACUGUGAAAAUGACAGUGGUGAUUGUAAUGGCAUACAUCUUCUGCUGGGCGCCGUUCUUCAUCGUACAGCUGUGGUCUGUCUGGGAUGAGAAUGCCCCCACAGAAACUGCUACAUUUACUAUCUUAAUGCUGCUGGCAAACCUGAACAGCUGCGCAAACCCCUGCGUCUACCUGCUCUUCAGCGGCUCGCUGCCGAAGAGACUAGCCACUCUGCUCUGCACAGGACGUCCCAGUCUGAAGGAGUCGGUACCGGAAGAAACCACAGUCAUCAGCACCGUCUACCUGAGUCUAAGGAGCCUCUCCGACUGAAGAUAGAUGACCUUUUCUUUAAGGGCAGCUGUAUAUAGUAUCAUUGUUUGAGUUGCAAACGACUUAAUUCAAAUAUAAAUAUAGUUGUUGUUUCUGAAAUACAACACGCAUAUAAGAGAUAUGGCUGCUGCAGGUUGUUUUAAGUGUUAUGUUUUAAGUGAUGUAUAUGUUUACAGUGUGGAGAUUAGUGCAUGCCUGUUAGACUGAACAUACAAGAUACCGUCACACGUUGAGUGUAACAAUUUGUAAAGGAUCUGCAAAACUAGUCAAUGUGCCUUCUUAAUUGACGAGGAAUAAUCAUCCAAUUGAUAAAUGCUGACAUGGUCCCUUGCUGUGAAUACAGAAACGGACCGGCACUGCAUAGUGACUGUUCUUCACUCAACAUUGACAAUUAGCCUCAAGCAAGGUCAACGAAAUAACGUUUAGUUGUAUAAAUUUAGUGAGUGGCGUCUCGUUUAUGAGCUUUGAAAAUACAAAAUUGUUUAGCCUAAGUGCUUAGCCGCCAUUAUUGAGGAAAUGUUACCCUUGAGAAAACUUGGAUUGUAAAAUAAACACAGUGUUACAUUUAAUUUGUAGCCCGUUUCAGCUGUGUCGCUUUACUUUGCAGAUUAAGAAUAGAUAAAUUUGACAAAAUAGCACUGCUGUCCCUACCAGUCAAACAGAAACGUUUAAGAAUUAAACAUAACUCUUAUGUAACAGAUUUUAAACACACCUUUGUGUUAAUUUUAACUAUUUGAGAAUAUACUUUAGAAGCACAAAGACACAAGUGUAACCAAACUAAAAGUAUAUAAAGGUAUUUUACAAUGCGGUUUUACCGCCAUGCACUGGUCAGACAAUACCUUAACCUUCCAGAAAUAACAAAGCGGCUUUGUAAUAAUAAUUUAGACGUUACGCGCUGAGCUAAAUAUCAAACAUAUUUAUUUCUGAGUAGACACCUA
Molecule: messenger RNA, 2081 nt
Organism: Polyodon spathula (Mississippi paddlefish)
Lineage: Eukaryota; Metazoa; Chordata; Actinopteri; Acipenseriformes; Polyodontidae
Gene: avpr2b.1
Product: oxytocin receptor
Exons: 2
Coding region: 73-1143 (356 amino acids)
Biological process (GO): regulation of systemic arterial blood pressure by vasopressin; positive regulation of vasoconstriction; G protein-coupled receptor signaling pathway
Cellular component (GO): membrane
Molecular function (GO): vasopressin receptor activity; peptide binding
Source: RefSeq, a predicted model, not a curated record